CUCCUGGCGGCGCUCGGUGCCUCCCGCCGCGCCGGCAUGGAGCAGGGCAGCGAGGGCGCCGGCAGCGCGCCGGCCCCGGCCCCGGCCGCGGGCGAGGAGGGCGAGGGCUGUGCGGGCCUGUGGGAGCUGCCGGUGGAGCGCUGCGAGAGGCGGCCGGAGUGCGGGCGCUGCAGCCGUCCUCAGAAGGUGUGUUUAUGUCCAUUCCUGCCAACACAUCCACUAAAGGUCUCCACCUACUUGUAUAUAAUUCAGCAUCCAGCAGAGGAAAGUCGAGUAUUAAGGACAGUACCUUUGCUAGCUGCUUGUCUCCCUCCAGACAAAUGUAAAAUUUUGGUUGGUCGACGUUUUAGUGAAGACAGGUAUCCUGAAUUAGCAACUGUGUGCAGAAAUCCCAAUACUCUAAUUUUGUAUCCUGGAGCUGAAGCAACCAAUUUGGAAGAAGUUGCAGUGGUGUCUUCUAGUCCAUCUGUUAUGAUCAUCAUUGAUGGAACAUGGAGUCAGGCUAAAGAUAUAUUUUACAAAAAUUCUCUCUUCCGGCUUCCCAAGCAGGUGCAGUUAAAACCCAGCAUUUCAAGUCAAUAUGUAAUUCGUACACAGCCAACAAACACUUGUCUGUCUACACUUGAAUGUGCAGCUGUUGCUCUUACUAUCAUGGAAAAAAAUUUGAGUAUACAAGAGACUAUACUCCGUCCACUUCAAGCUUUAUGUGCUUUCCAGCUUCAGCAUGGUGCCCAGGUCCAUCACAGCAAGGAGCAUCUCCUUAAAAAUGGCUUAUAUGACAAGCCAAUGCCAAAGAAUAAGCGGAAACUGAGAAGAAUGGAGCUUUUGGUGAAUAAUGUUAAAAUAUAAGAAAACUUUACUGGCAGUACAGUGGGAUUUAUUUGCAGCUAGCAAAUGAAUAUGAAUAUGAAUUUAAUCCAAAUGAUUGACUGUACUGUAAAAAAACAACUUUCAGACCCUUCACAGGCAAACGUGACAAACAGUAAUGGACAAGUUUUUUUUUAUUUUUGCAGUAGGCCAGGUGCCUUUGUUGAUAUGAUAAAAGAUCAUUCUUAUUUCCUAUAGAAAAAAAGAAGACUUUGAGUAUAAUUUAGAGUUAUUUCUUGGGUGACAAGUGUGAUCCUCAGAAUUAAUGGAUAAAUUUCCUUUGGAGAAGCUUUUAUCAAUAUGAAAACACAAGCAAUAUGAAUGUAAUGGAAUGGUAAGACUUCAGCAUUUAGAUGUAUAUUGAAUUUCUGCUGAGCAUUUUAACUUCAGAAUCUAAUUACAGUAAAUUUUCAAACUGUAAUUCCUUGUAUUACGUAGUUCAAAUGAACAUCAGGCAUGCUAUUUGUAUAAUCCUUUUUAACUUUGAAAUUUUAAUAUCUUACAUUGUUAUAAUUCCCCUUUUUUAUUUUUUUUGGAAAUUUAUAUGCAUUUUCAAAUGCAGUUUGGUUUAGUUUCUCUAUCAGACUUAGUUUUUAAAUUAAGCCUGUAUAUUUUUUUACCAGAACCUGAACACUUCUGUCGUUUUUUUAAAAACGUGACUGUAGAUAAAUGCAUUUUGGAAUUAUAACUCAGGUACUUCACUUUUAUUUGAGAAAAAACUACUCUUCCACAGAAGGCGACGUUUUAUGGCUAUGGAUAUGUCAUACUCAUACCCUGACAAACUAUGGUUGUAAUACUAAUGGAAUUAAGCCCAGUGUAAAGAGCCUGUAAGAGGGUAUGAUGCAAUGACAAAUUACUGCAUCUGGAUGCAACCUACUAACUUGGUUGCAGGUUGGUUAGAUUUGUAUGUGUGCUUUAAUUAAUUCUUCUAAUAGUGAUACAACUGUACCUAUUUCUAAUGGGAAUUGCUAGAAUUGGAAUAAUUGGGUAUUUUUACAUGCUUUGUGAAGUAAUAUUUUAUGAUUUGGAACAACAAAAAAAGGUAAAUAAAGGUUUUGAUGUUCCUUU
This is a messenger RNA of Apus apus (common swift), 1935 nucleotides long. It is a transcript of the gene DTWD2, whose product is annotated as DTW domain containing 2. Lineage: Eukaryota; Metazoa; Chordata; Aves; Apodiformes; Apodidae. The transcript has 6 exons. The coding region runs from base 37 to 849 and encodes 270 amino acids. The record is from RefSeq and is a predicted model, not a curated record.